Chelmon rostratus (copperband butterflyfish) is the source of this 2016-nucleotide messenger RNA. It is a transcript of the gene tmem117, whose product is annotated as transmembrane protein 117. NCBI's taxonomy places the organism in Eukaryota, Metazoa, Chordata, Actinopteri, Chaetodontiformes, Chaetodontidae. Gene Ontology annotation, biological process: intrinsic apoptotic signaling pathway in response to endoplasmic reticulum stress. The transcript is spliced from 7 exons. Bases 1 to 1563 code for a protein of 520 amino acids. The record is from RefSeq and is a predicted model, not a curated record.
AUGGAAAUAGAUGCCCGUUUUCGCUACUAUUUCCAGCACCCGUGGUCGCGCCUCAUCGUGGCCUACCUCGUCACCUUCUUCAACUUCCUCAUCUUCGCCGAGGACCCCAUCUCGCACAGUCAGACGGAGGCCCAUAUGAUUGUGGUGGGCAACUGCUUCUCCUUCCUGUUCAACAAGUACCUGGGCCUCGGCUGGAACAUCCUGAAAGUAGUGUGCUGGAUACUGGCCAUAAUCACUGGCCUGUUAGCCGGGAAGUUUAUAUUCCACCGCCAGCUUUUUGGUCGAUACCUGCGCCUGAAAAUGUUCCGCGAGGAUCAUGGCUCCUGGAUGACCAUGUUCUUCAGCACCAUCCUCUUCCUGUUCAUCUUCUCACACAUCUACAACCUUUUCCUGCUGAUGGCUGGGAGCAUGAAGCCUCACAUGGUGACAGAGUACAUGGGCAUCAGGAAUGAGAGCUUUAUGAAGAUCGCAGCAGUGGGGACGUGGAUGGGAGACUUUGUCACCGCAUGGAUGGUGACAGAUAUGAUGCUCCAGGAUCAGCACUACCCAGACUGGGGCAAAGCAGCCAGAAGGUUCUGGAAACAAGGCAACAACAGGAUCGUUCUCUUCUGGACAGUGCUCAUCUCUCUUACGUCAGUGGUGGUUCUGGUCAUCAGUACCGACUGGAUCAGCUGGGACAACCUGAAUCGAGGCUUCCUGCCCAGCGACGAGGUCUCCAGAGCCUUCCUGGCCUCCUUCAUUUUGGUCUUCGACCUUCUCAUUGUCAUGCAGGACUGGGAGUUCCCUCACUUCAUGGGUGACCUGGAUAUGAAUCUACCAGGAAUGUCAACGACACACGUGAAGGUCAAGCUUCCUGUCUGCAAGCGUAUCUUUAAAGAGGAGUACCACAUUCAUAUCACAGGUAAGUGGUUCAACUACGGCAUCAUCUUCCUUGUGCUGAUUUUGGACCUCAACAUGUGGAAGAACCAGAUCUUCUACAAGCCCUAUGAGUACGGUCAGUACGUCGGGCCUGGUGAGAAGAUCUACACGGUGGAAGAGCCAGAAACACUCGUUAACUUCAAUCACAGCACGCUCACCUACGAGUGGCGCUCUACCAACAUCGACCCCAACACCAACUCAACCUACGUGGAGCGGGACAUGUUCCUCCACAGCCGCUACAUCGGAGCCAGCCUGGACGUCAAGUGCCUGGCCUUCAUCCCGAGCCUGGCGGCGUUCGUCCUCUUCGGGUUCUUCAUCUGGCUGUUCGGCCGAUUUCAGGACAGCGAGACCUUCACGGAAAACCAAGACAAGACGUAUGAGAGGAUCAAGAGGAAGUCGCCGUCGGAGUACAGCAAGGAGAUGGGCGUGACGCCAGAGGAGACGCACGUGACCAUGAGCGAUAGUCUGAGACGAUCGGGAACGCCCAUGCUGCUCUCGGUGGAUGGGCCAAACUUUGGAGCGACGCCCUCGACGAACUCCACCAUCUCCAUGGAGACCCAAGAGACACAUCCGAGCAUUGUGAUUGACGCUGCAGAGCAGGAGGAACCAGCAGUCUCUUUUGAUGUCCACAAGCUCUCUCCGUGACCUUCCGAAACUUUUUUGAACUAUAUGACUGCGAACACGUUCUCAAGAUGUAGUUCGUCAAGUUGUUGCUUCUCCUGGAAUAAGACCAAGCUGCACCAGACGUUGAACACAGCUGUUCGUGAGAUUCGGGAAAACGACAAAGUGAUGUCACAUGAUCGCCAAGCCAGUCCUGAUGGCUGUUGCAGUUGUUUGAAUAUAUUUUUAUAAAACAGUCUUUUUAAAUGCUUCUAAAACGGCGCAAAUUCUGAACGAACAUGUCUUUUACAACAUAAUGCAAACUUCUAAUUGACUUGGUGCUCGCUCGGAUUUUGCAUUUUCAUAAUUCACUUUUGUCAUGGUAAACUAUUUUGGUGCCUAUAUCGGAGGAGUAUUUCUACAGUCGUGACACUGUGGUCAGGUGGAUUUUACUGUGUCACGCCAUGGUUACAGCUAAACUAGUGCCUUGAUAUUUCA